Messenger RNA from Protopolystoma xenopodis, 333 nucleotides. Lineage: Eukaryota; Metazoa; Platyhelminthes; Monogenea; Polystomatidea; Polystomatidae. The record is from the annotation of a GenBank genome assembly.
AUGCGACUGUGUCGUCAGCCUUUGGGAGGCUGUGUUUUGUCCGGACACCGAAGGGUAGCGCUGGUACUGCCGCUGAACUGGCUCGACGGACUCGACACUCGGACUGGCCGAGUAACCGGGUCCUCGCCGAACUCAUGCUUUACGAGUGAGCAAACAAGCAACCUGACCAACAGCCAUUCCUUCCAAAGUGACCCAUUUUCCGGCCGUUAUCUGCCCCUCAACGUCAGUCCAGCAUGGCAAUAUGCAAGAAGAAAUCGGCCGGUGGCGCAUGCAAGGACUUUUUCAGAUGGAUUUUCUUAUGGGCUUGAUUUACCCCUCCCGCAGCAACAGUGA